Anopheles nili is the source of this 1602-nucleotide messenger RNA. RefSeq lists its product as uncharacterized. Gene Ontology annotation, cellular component: nucleus; DNA-dependent protein kinase-DNA ligase 4 complex; DNA ligase IV complex. Gene Ontology annotation, molecular function: DNA binding. The record is from RefSeq and is a predicted model, not a curated record. NCBI's taxonomy places the organism in Eukaryota, Metazoa, Arthropoda, Insecta, Diptera, Culicidae. Bases 1 to 1014 code for a protein of 337 amino acids. The transcript has a single exon. Gene Ontology annotation, biological process: response to X-ray; DNA recombination; double-strand break repair via nonhomologous end joining.
AUGGAACUGGAUAACAUAUUUUUGAACAAACUACCGAUCGUGGCUGCCACAGGAAGCGAAGGUGGAACGUGGAACCAUUACGCCUUCAUCGAGAGCACCUGGGGUGAAAGGAAAAUACUUCUGAAGAUCAUCGUUUUCAGUCCCCUGUAUAACACACCCCUCAGCUUCUUAUCUGAGAUUGAUCAUGAGGUACUGCAGCAGACGGCCAUACGGUUAGAACGUCCCUGGAACGAGUUCCUACAAGAGACGAAGGUGGCACUCUGUACCGAGGGCGGAGCAAAUGGAUUCAGCUAUGCCGUUGAGGAGAACAAUUUUGUAUGGAGAAAGGUUAUCGGUCCGGCAAUUACCGUGACUUACGGUUCAGUCAUUCUGUUGCGCUCCCAGUGUCUUCUGUCAGAUGUGCUUUCCAACUCGAUCGGAACACAGAACCGUCUACGGAACGACGUGCAGCUAAAGAACAAGGUGCUACAUGAACUGAAGGAAGAGCACGAGGAGCUGCUUGAUUUGCAGCGUCAGCAGGAAGAGGAUAGCCGGCUGUACGAGAUCGAGUUGAUAACAAAAUGUAUCAGUAUAUUGAAUGAGAAAAAGGAAGUGAUCAAUCACUUGAAGAAAAAGCUCAUAGAGGACGAAGAAGAGCCAGAGGACGAUGAACAGGAAGGAGAUGAACGGACGGGUAUCAUUAAUCCAGCUGUUGGUCAGUUUGAACGUCAGCUUAACAGAGAUGAAGAACAAACGAGAACGUCUCCCGCACCGGACGCACUCACCGAUUCGGAACCAUUCAUGGUGGACAGUGGUCCAUUGGAUCAGGAAGAACACGCAACGCUUCCAAAACGCACUAAAUACACACCAUCCCAGCGUAGUGCGACUGCUACUUCGGCCAGUAGUAUAACGUCCACGAUCACGCGAAAAGCAGCCAUGCAUGAGGAAGAAGAUGCAGUUCCCAGAGAGACACAUGAUGGUCAGUUAGAAGAUUUCUACAACAAGGACACGGAGGAACUGUUGCAACAAAUUUAAGCAAUUUACUAACAUCGACAGAGUAUCGGGCUCAUUUAGAUCUUUAUCGGACGUUCGACGAAGGUGUGUGUGUGUGUAGUUUGAGUUUUUGUGUCUAUUCAUUUAACUGAUAGAGCAAGCUUAUUUUUUUCCGAAGUGCUGUUCAAUAUUUGGUACUAUAAUUCGGAAAGUUUCCUGUCCUUCGUACUAUUAACCGAUUUUACGUGUCGUAAAUGAAACUGUGUGUCAUAGUGCAAUGAUAUAAUUAGUGUAAUAGGAUUGUGCCAAUAGCAAGAAAACGAAAAUUGGAACUUACGAUAGUACGAGCAAUAUAAUUUAUGAUUCGUACUUCAUUAUAUAUCCAUAAAUAUCUCUUUCGAGACUGCAAAACCUUCCAUUCAUCUUUUGUUCUCUACCCAUGGCACAUAUCCAACUUCUAACUUCCUUCUUUUACGUUUCGACAAAGUCCAACAGAAUUUAUUGUUAAGAUAUACGUUAGAAAUAUCUUUCAAAGUAGUAAUAAACUAUUUAUUAUUUUAUAUCACCAUUUGUGUUAAGCAGUGCAUCACAAAAUUUUGAUAAUAAAAAUCAUGAAUUACCGUCAAUAUA